Molecule: messenger RNA, 1431 nt
Organism: Oryza brachyantha (malo sina)
Lineage: Eukaryota; Viridiplantae; Streptophyta; Magnoliopsida; Poales; Poaceae
Product: probable protein phosphatase 2C 10
Exons: 8
Coding region: 31-1044 (337 amino acids)
Biological process (GO): protein dephosphorylation
Cellular component (GO): nucleus; cytosol
Molecular function (GO): protein serine/threonine phosphatase activity; cation binding
Source: RefSeq, a predicted model, not a curated record
CCUCCUCCUCCUCGACCUCCCCUCCCUCUCAUGCACGGGAGGCCGUCGAGGCCAUUAGCUCCCUCGCCCCGCUCCCUCUUCUUCUUGGCCGCUGCCGCCGCCGCCGUCUUCUUGCUGCUGCCGGCGCGGUCGUCUUGCUGGUGGCUGGAGAGCACGGAGGAGGAGGGGGAGAUGGGGUUCGCCGGGGACUGCUCGCCGGUCAGCGGAGGCGGGCUCAGUGAAAACGGCAGGUUCAGUUAUGGGUAUGCGAGUGCUCCUGGAAAAAGAGCUUCAAUGGAGGAUUUCUAUGAGACAAGAAUCGAUGGUGUUGAUGGAGAGACUGUCGGAUUAUUUGGUGUAUUCGACGGUCAUGGUGGAGCUCGAGCGGCCGAAUAUGUCAAGCAGCACCUUUUCAGCAAUUUAAUUAAGCAUCCAAAGUUCAUCACUGAUACUAAAUCCGCUAUCGCUGAAACGUACAACCAUACAGAUUCAGAAUUUCUGAAAGCCGAAAGUAGUCACACUAGGGAUGCUGGCUCAACUGCCUCAACGGCUAUUCUUGUAGGCGAUCGCUUGUUGGUUGCAAAUGUUGGAGAUUCUAGAGCAGUUGUUUGUAGAGGCGGGGAUGCAAUUGCAGUUUCAAGGGAUCACAAACCUGAUCAGUCGGAUGAGAGACAGAGAAUUGAGGAUGCGGGGGGCUUUGUGAUGUGGGCUGGGACGUGGCGUGUUGGUGGUGUUCUUGCUGUUUCUCGAGCAUUUGGUGAUAAGCUCUUGAAGCAGUAUGUAGUUGCUGAUCCCGAGAUCAAGGAGGAGGUUGUCGAUAGCUCCCUCGAAUUCCUCAUCCUUGCUAGUGAUGGACUUUGGGAUGUCGUAACUAACAAGGAAGCCGUCGACAUGGUCAGGCCUAUUCAGGACCCCGAACAGGCGGCGAAGAGGCUUCUCCAGGAGGCGUACCAAAGGGGUAGUGCUGAUAACAUCACGGUUGUCAUUGUCCGCUUUUUGGAGGGAAGAACAACGACGACCGGUGAUGGACCGAGCAAGGAGGUUGCCAGUGACCAAAACUCAUAGUUGCUCCAGGCAGCAGCAUGGCUUCGUUUCUGUCUCUGUUGUAUCUGAUGCUCGCCGUAGAUGCUACCAUGGCGGCGCCACCCAUCCUGCUGCCAAGAACUGACCCGGCCUGAAUUUCGUCCUCGCUUUCAUGCUCCUGGCUGACCUAGAUGAUGGUGGUAAUGUAGGAGCAGAACGGCGAUGGGGGCUAGUGUUGUUACUCUAUGAUAUGAAUCCAAGGUGUACUGUGUCUUGUAUAACUUUCCAAUGUAGAUUCUAUGCUCGUGUUCCAUGCUAGGUUUUUUUUUUCCUUUUAGCAUCAAAAUGCAUGUAAUAGCAGUAACAUUGAAACGAUUUGAACGAAGUUGUACACUGCAGUAUGUAACGAAAUCUUUGCGUUUGUGUUGC